AUGAAGAAGGCCAUGACCAUUUGCUUGACGGGUGUGGUACUUGUUGUUGUCUACAUGGUCAUGGUCGUCUGGUGGCAAGGCCUGCAUGGGCGGACAAGGACCAGUGGGCUCAACAAGUUGCUGGUCAAGGUCAAUGUUGGUCCGUUUUGUGCUGAUCUCAUUCAACCAGCGGCGUUGGCCCUCAAGCGCGGCUUGGCAGAGUUGAAGAAGAACGAUGCCGUGCUGUGGGGCAAGCUGACCGCAUCGUGCGUCUGCUGUCGGUACAUCUCGGGCAAGACUGAUCUCUCCAACCACUCAUGGGGCUCGGCAUGCGACUUUCGUAUCGAUGCUCAACUCGAUCCUUAUGGUGAUGGCCUCGUUCAGGAGGGCCUCAUCGACCUGUAUCCGUUUCUCCAUGACGAGGGUUUCUACUGGGGUGCGGGCUUCGGCUUUCCCAGGACCAAGAACGAAGACGCCAUGCACUUUGAGACCUCGGCCCAGACGUACGCGGGCUGGCAGGCCGAUGAUAGCCUCAACCCAGACACCCCCUGGCCCGUUCCGGCCUCGCCACUCAACGAGGCCUCGUGCGCCUGGCCGUUGGUUCCCGAAAACGGCGCUCUCUGGUCUACUGGCGAUCCGGCCCAGCCACUGGCGGUUGUUGUCCAAGCGCUCCUCACCCACAACUGCCAUCGCGCUACUGCUGACGGCAAGUAUGGAUCUGGGACCAAGGCCAAGGUCCAGGCGCUGCAGGAGGAUCUCAAGCUGGCGACGACUGAUGGCCUGGUCCGGUCCGAGACCUGGCGGGUUCUCUUCCAGCCGGCCGAACUCGGCGACUCGAGCAACGCGGUCUACGCUUACAAGUAUGCGCUAAAUGCGCAGACCGGCACGACGCUGGCAGUGACUAACACGUACGACUCGGCAACUCGCAAUGCGGUGACGUCGUUCCAGGCCGCCCGCGGCCUGGCGCAGACCGGCAAAAUGGACCUGCCCUCGUUCCAGGCGCUCAUCACCGGGUGCUCGGGAGGAGGCAGCUCGGUGCCGACGCCUGCGCCGACGCCUGCGCCUACCCCUGUCCCUGCGCCAACGCCGUGGCCGACGCCUGCGCCGACGCCGCGUCCAAGCCCGGCGCCUACACCUGCGCCCACCCUGCCGCCGACACCAACGCCUGCGCCGGCGCCUGCCGGCGUCUACUCUCAGCCGGUCGCCAUUCCGUCAUGGGCCGAUGCCAACCAGAACGGGCUCACGCGGCUCUCGUCGUCGACAGCUGCGUCGCGGUGGCCGUCGCCGUGCGCCUCGGCAGGCCUCGACGAUGUGAUGGCCACGCUCAACGUCGGCCCAUUUUGUGCUUCGGGCGCGCUGCCUGCACUCACCGCGUUGCGCACAGCCUUUGACUCACUCCGCACUUCUGACCGUGGCCUGUACAAUGCCAUGGGUCUUGCGGCGGACGCGUGCUGCUGCUCUGCGGGCACGCUUGCGUCUUUUGGCCUCGCCUUUGGCUUUUCGCUCGACGGCGCGAGUGACGCGCCGGCGGACGCGACGACGCUCUCGGGUCUGGUCUCAUUCUACCCGCACGCCCACGCAGCGGGCCUUUUCUGGUCGCCGGCGCGUGCGGCGUUUGAGGCCUCGUCUCAGGCGUACGCCACCUGGGCUGCCGAGGGUCGUCUUGCUUCUGGCGCCGUCUAUCCGCUUCCCACAUCGCGGUGGAGUGAUGCCGUGUGCGCGUGGCCGGUCACUCCUGCUGGCGGCGUGUUGUGGACGUCGGGCAAUCCGGCGUCGACGGUGGCCAAGGCCGUCCAACUCCUGGUCUCGCACGGAUGCCACACCACCACGCCUGACGGGCUGUAUGGGAGCGGGACCGCGGCGGUGGUGGCAAACCGACGGCAUCACUCGGGCCGCAACCUGGCGGGCGCUAUUUGUGUCGGCCACUAUCGGCGACUCGGCCCCCACGUCCGGGCCUACCGUCUCCUCCUGGCUGUUGCCGGCUACUCGCUUUCAGACUCUUCGACCUAUGACGCUGCCAUGCAAGCCGCGGUGGCCGCGGUGCAGUCCAGCGCGGGUUUGACCGUCAGUGGCGAGCUGAACGACAUCGCCACGCUGCACGCGGUCUUGGGCGGAUGCAGCUCGGCGAGCACGCCAGUGCCAAGCCCAACCCCGAGUCCCAGCCCGGGUCCGACACCUUCGCCGACGCCGCGACCGACACCCGCGCCGACGCCGCGCCCGCCCCCACCUUCGCCGCCUCCGCCAGUGACGACGCUUGUGGCGACGCCGGCGCGACUGGCGCGGUAUGUCCAGCGUGGCCAGACUCCCAACACGGCGCUCAACGCGCUGGCCUUUGUAGGCGCGCCGUGUGCGGCGCCCGCUGCGGCGCCGGGCUGCGCCGCGGUGACAAAUCCGAGCAUCACCGCGGCGCUCUUUACCACACGUGUGGGGGCCAGCUGCGUCACCGGGCUCCGGCCGCUGGUGAUGGGCGCGCGACGGGCGCUUGCAGCUGCUGCGGCGGAGAUGCCGUUUGUGACGGCGGCGGUGUCUGUGCCGUCGGCUUCAGUGGCGUGCUGCGCGGUCGAGGCCGGGACGCUCGCCGACUCGUCGUUUGGCGCGUCGCUCGAACUCGCGCUCGAUGGCGUGGUUGAUGCCGUCGGCGACGGGCUGACGCAAACAGGGCUGGUGGAUCUUGCCCCGUACUUUGUGGCCGAGGGCCUGUGGUGGGGUGCGGCGCGGAUGCCCGAGGCGUCGGCGCAGUUCUCGCUCUCACUGCAGGCGUUUUCAAUGUGGGCCAACGCCGGAGGUGCAACCGGCUUGAUAGACCUGCCAACGGUGGCCGGCGAGCGGCUGCCUACAACCCCGGCCGGCGGGCAGCUUUGGUCGCCCGGAGCACCGGCGUCAGCGCGGGCCGAGGCAGUCCAGCACCUCCUCGGAUUUGGAUGCCAUCCGGUCACCGUCGACGGGCUGUACGGGAGCGGGACGCAAGGCGCCGUGUUUGCGCUGCAGACCGACGCCGGCCUGAGCCCGGCCGACGGCAUUGUUCGGGACGCGACGUGGCGGCUGUUGUUCCAGCCGGCUGUCCGUGGCGCGUCCGGUGCCCACGUCGCCGCAUAUCGGGCGCUCCUCGGCCUCGGCAGCGGUACAUCGUUUGACACCAGCAUGGUCGCCGCAGUCGCCAGCGUCCAGUUGUCGGCUGGACUCGACGUGACCGGCGUCGUCGACGCCGAUACCUUUGGAGCCCUUAUCCGUGCCGCUGCCACUGCGCUGGGCGCUGACGCAGCUUCAGACUCGGACGCGGCAAGCCAAUCGCCUCGCCCGCCACUCUUCCGUGCCACUCCGCUCAACACGGCAACGACGACUCAUGCUGAUGCCCGCCCACAUUCAGAGCCAAAUUCAUCGAAUGGCCUGGGCGAGGCCGACCGAUCGCUCAACUCGGGCGAGUUGGAUGGAUCGGGGGGAGAGACGGGUCAGCCCGGAGAGGCUGGUGCUCGUGGUGCUGCAACCCGCUCUGUGCUCGACAUGGACUAUCUUGCCUCGGCGAGCUCAGAGGCUGAAGCUCGUAUGGCUGCUGUGGCGGCUCGUACAGGCAGGUCCGUUCCACAGCCAUCAGCUCUGCUGCGAAAGGCGGCGGUGGCCGUCGGGUCAAAGCCCUCUGAGCUCAUGAUCGACCCAGCCAUCCGCGACGCCAAGCUGGCCGAGUACCGCAUGGAGAUCGAGCUGUUUGGUCUCGCCGAUGGCACAGCAGUCACCACUGAGCUGUUUGAGGAGCAGCUGACGCGCGAGACGCUCGCGCUCGAUGCAGCCGUGGCAAAGUACAAAGAGCAGGCGGCCAAGGUGACCGAGCUGGGUCGCGGUGCAGAGCUUGGUCCCGGCCAGUCGCUGCUGCUCAAGUGGUUUGGUCCGCUCGCCGAGGCCAUCGGCGAGGAGCAGCGGCUGGUGCGGACCCGCGAGGGCUCAUCCGAGCGCGCAAAGUACGGCCAUCUGCUUGCGCUCGUCGAGGCCGACAAGCUGGCGGUCAUUACCCUCCACGAGCUUGUCGGUCUCUCGCUCGCCUCGGCCACGCAAGUCAAGUUUGUCAAGGCGUGCAUGGCUGUCGGCGAAGCGGUCGAGGCCGAGGUCAACCUGGCUCGGCUUCGGCGCGAGGACCGGUCUGCUCUCGUCCGGCUCAAGCCCAAGCCCUCGGUUUCGGCCGUCAACGCCUCGGCCCGCUCGCUGCUCCCGGACUCGUCGUUCCACAAGGAGGGCAAGCUGCACGUCGGCGCGGCACUGAUCAAGACUGCGCUGGCGACGUGCACGGUGGCGGUGCCCGACGGCGGCCAUGCCGCCGCCUUUGAGCACCGCAUCGACGUCGGCCGUGGCGGUCGCAAGACCGGCUGGAUCGCCCUCCACUCGUACGUGCUUGACCUGGUCGAAGCCGGCCACCUCGAGGUCCAGCCUGCACCGCGGCUCUCGCCGAUGCUUGUCCCGCCGCGGCCGUGGACGUCGCCGUCGUCGGGCGGCUUCCUCUCGCUCCCCACCUCGGUCCUUCGCGCCAAGUCGUACGUCCAGCAGGAGGCCCUGCGUGGCGUCGGCAUGUCUGAAGUCCUCGAUGGGCUCAACGCGCUCUCGGCCACGCCGUGGGUUGUCAACGCAAGGGUGCUCGAGGUCAUCCAGGCUGCGUGGGACGCCGGCGGCGGGCUGCCGUACGUCCCGUCGCGGGCACCGGUCGACGAUCCGCCGCCGCCGCCGGCCGACGCGCCGGCCUCGGAGCACGCCGCCCACCGGAGAGCCAUGGCCAAGGCGCGGCAGGCACGCAAUGAUCUGACCUCGCUCAAAGCCGACCUCGACAUCACGCUGCGAACGGCGGCCGACCUUGCUGACAAGACCGCUCUCUUCCAACCGACCAACCUUGACUUCCGCGGGCGCGCCUACCCGGUCGCGCCCACGCUCAACCACCUCGGCUCGGACCUCAAGCGUGGCAUGCUCAUGUUUGCCGAGGCCAUGCCGCUCGGCGAGCGCGGCUGGUUCUGGAUGAAGGUUCACCUCGCCAACGUCUUUGGCUUUGACAAGGCGUCCAACAUCGAGCGUGCAGCCUUUGCCGACGAGAACCUGGACAAGAUCCGGGCGUCGGCGGCUAAUCCGCUCGGUGAAGGCGAGUACGACCGUUGGUGGCUCGAGGGCGAAAACCCGUGGCAGACGCUGGCGACCUGCUUUGAGAUCGCCGCCGCCGUCGACUCGGGCUCGCCGGCCGACUACAGCUCGCGGCUGCCUGUCGCCCAGGACGGCUCGUGCAAUGGCCUGCAGCACUACGCUGCACUCGCGCUCGAUGCCGUCGGCGGUGGCUCGGUCAACCUUGUCCCCGGGCCGGAGCCUGCCGACGUGUACUCGGACGUCCUGCGGGUGGUGCUCGAGGUCAUCGACCGCGAUGCCGCCACCGGCGUCGACAUUGCUCAGGCCGUCCAGGGCAUCGUCACCCGCAAGGUUGUCAAGCAGACGGUCAUGACCUCGACGUACGGCGUGACAUUUGUCGGCGCUCGGGCCCAGAUCGAGAAGCAGCUCGGCGUUCUGCCGGAAGAGACUCGCUUUGCCGCCUCGUCCUACCUCGCUCGCACCGUCCUCAACUCGAUCGGCUCAGUCUUUGCCAACGCCUCGCAAACCAUGUCGUGGCUCGCCAGCGCCGCGCACGCCGUGGCCAAGACCGGCGAGCCUGUCCGCUGGACCACUCCGCUCGGCCUCCCGGUUGUCCAGCCCUACGUCCGCGAGCAGGCGCAGCAGGUGCAAACCGUCCUGCAGGCUGUCUCCCUCCUCGAUCCGCGCGAGCAGCCUGUCGCCGUCUCCAAGCAGCGCUCCUCCUUCCCGCCCAACUUUAUCCACUCGAUCGACGCCACGCACAUGCUGCUCACCGCCACUGCCUCGCGCCGCGCCGGCAUCACCUUUGCCUCGGUCCACGACUCGUACUGGACCCACGCCGCUCGCAUCGACGACAUGUCCGCCAUCCUCCGCCGUGAGUUUGUCCAGCUCCACAAGCGCGCCCUGCUUGAGGAUCUCCGUGCCCAAUUCCGCCAGCGCUACCCUGAUGUCGAGUUUGAGGACCUCCCCCCGCGCGGCGACCUCGAUCUUGACCUUGUCUUGGAGUCGGAGUACUUUUUCUCGUAG
Thecamonas trahens ATCC 50062 is the source of this 6096-nucleotide messenger RNA. RefSeq lists its product as uncharacterized. NCBI's taxonomy places the organism in Eukaryota, Apusomonadida, Apusomonadidae. Bases 1 to 6096 code for a protein of 2031 amino acids. The record is from RefSeq and is a predicted model, not a curated record. Gene Ontology annotation, molecular function: DNA-directed RNA polymerase activity; DNA binding; peptidase activity. Gene Ontology annotation, biological process: mitochondrial transcription. The transcript has 5 exons. Gene Ontology annotation, cellular component: mitochondrial DNA-directed RNA polymerase complex.